This is a messenger RNA of Pseudopipra pipra, 1181 nucleotides long. Its product is annotated as P2Y purinoceptor 4-like. Gene Ontology annotation, biological process: G protein-coupled receptor signaling pathway. NCBI's taxonomy places the organism in Eukaryota, Metazoa, Chordata, Aves, Passeriformes, Pipridae. Gene Ontology annotation, molecular function: G protein-coupled receptor activity. Gene Ontology annotation, cellular component: plasma membrane. The record is from RefSeq and is a predicted model, not a curated record.
AUGGAGCUGUUGGAGGAUGUCAAGCUGAGUGUGACAGUGUGGACUGAGUGUCCAGGGGCUGCACCCACUGUCCCUGCCCUGGGCACCCUUCUCCUGCUGAGCGGCUUCUGGAUCAAACAGUGGGAUUCAGGCACAGUCCUGCAGUUCAGCCUGGUCCUGGGAGGUGUCCUGAUCAUCCCCAUUGCUCCACUCAGGCUUUCCUACCUCAGCCUUGGCAACCAGUGGCCAUUUGGGAAGUUCCUCUGCCAGUUUACUUUCCUGCACUGCAGCAUCUAUUUCCUGAUGUUCAUCUGCAUCCACCAGUACUUUGGUGUUGUAUGGUACAAGAGCAAGUCCCUCUGCAAGAAUCUGGAAAACCUGUGCUUGUUCAUCUGGCUCAUCCUCUUUGUCCCAGGGUUGCCUUUCUUCUUCCUCCUCAAGACUUCAGUCCCAGGCUCAACAAAAUGCCUGGGUAUUCGUAUUUUCUUCUUCCACACCAUAGUUCUUGUUUUGCUCUCUUUCCUCCUGUCCUUUGCCAUUUCCCUGAUUUGUGGAGCUCUGUUGGGAGCUGCCACUGCUGCAGCAGCAGGGGAAGCUCCAGAGGCAGCAGAGGAAGAGCAGGUCUCUGCAGAUGAUUGCAGGUUUCUGCAGGUGAUUGCAGUGUCUCUGGUGGGUUUUGCCACCUGCUUUGGCUCCCUGCACAUCUGCAGGACCACUGGCAUCCUUGUGAAGUCCUGUGGCAUGUCUUGGCACCUCUUGCACAGAGGAGCAGUUGCCUCCAACAUCAUCAUGGCAAACACCUGCCUGGAUCCCCUGAUUUAUGUGUUUGCCAAUGUUUGCCAAAGCCAAGGGAACCUUUCUGACUCAUUUUGCAAAUGCUGGGCACCAAGUGAGUGUGAAAGGUCCAGGAACCACCCAGGACACUCCUGGGAGAUCCCAUGGGGUGGCUGCUGGAGAUCCAGACCCUGAACUUCCUCCUCCUGUUCUGUCCCAGGUUCCCAGAACUAAAGUAGCAGCACUGCAGGAGUUCCAGGAUUUCUUUUUGUUCCUCCAGUGCUAUCAAGGGCUGUUCCCUUGGGCAGGGACUCCCUGGGCUGUAAGGAAGCUCCAGCUGGGCACCAGUCCUGCCACUACUGGUGGCUGGAUCUCCCAAAUGUGAGUUUUUUUACAGUGGCCAGACCUUGUUGGGUGCAAGGGGGAAG